Messenger RNA from Galleria mellonella (greater wax moth), 4277 nucleotides. RefSeq names its product translocation protein SEC62 (gene Trp1). Gene Ontology annotation, cellular component: endoplasmic reticulum membrane; endoplasmic reticulum. The record is from RefSeq and is a predicted model, not a curated record. Gene Ontology annotation, biological process: post-translational protein targeting to membrane, translocation. The transcript has 9 exons. NCBI's taxonomy places the organism in Eukaryota, Metazoa, Arthropoda, Insecta, Lepidoptera, Pyralidae. Bases 125 to 1243 code for a protein of 372 amino acids.
ACUGUGGUAUGUCAUGUCAUCUAAUGUCACAAAGACAAACAUAAAGAGCAGAAGAAAUCAAAUCAUUAAAAAACUCAAGUGUGAUCUAUAUUGAAAUUAGCAACGUUGACAAAAUUGGUCUAUAAUGGCAGACAAACGGAAAAUUAAGAAACGUAAAGAGGAAUUCGGAGAACCAACAGAAUCAGAGAAGGCGACCAGCGAAGAGUAUUCGGUGGCGAAAUGGCUGAAGAACAAUGUACCCACAAAGAAAACGAAAUUUCUAAAUCAUCAUGUCGAAUAUUUUACAGGCACAAAAGCGGUGGACGCCCUGCUAACGUCCAAGUGGGCGACCGGCAAGAACCCUAUAUUCACGACCCGUCACGAGGUCACAGACUAUCUCCACCAAAUGCUACUGCACAAACUGUUUCACAGAGCUAAGAAGGUUCCUGUCACUGAACAAGAACUGAAAGGGAAAUCAAAGAAGAAAGAUAAAGAACAAGAGAAAUCGAGUAAAAGUGGUGAUGAUAAAGACGGUGAGAAGAGUCAAGCUAGUGCCUGCGAGGGGAAGGAAAGUAAAGACGGCAAAGAGAAAGAGAAGAAGAAACGCAAGAUCCGUCUGGAGAUGCACUUGGAGCAGGUGUUCCUCGACACGGCGGACGCGUACGUGUGGAUCUACAACCCGAUGCCGUGGUACUACUGGCUCUUCGGCGCCCUGGUCGUCCUUAGCACCAUCACCGUCUGCAUGUUCCCUCUGUGGCCUGCUACUGUCAGAAAAGGUGUAUACUACUUAAGUAUUGCUGCAGCGGCGUUCCUAGUGAUGAUCAUAGCCCUGGCGGUACUCCGCGUGGUCGUCUUCUGCCUAGUUUGGAUCCUGACUCUCUCCAGGCAUCAUCUGUGGUUGCUACCAAACCUCACAGAAGACGUAGGCUUCUUCGCUUCAUUCUGGCCGCUUUACAAGUAUGAAUACCGCGGACCCGGCUCCGACUGUGACAAAUCGUCGAAAAAUAAGAAGAAGCGCAAGAAAGACAAGCAGUCGGACGACGAGAGCGAGAAAGCGCCGCUGUUGACCGAGCAGCCAGCGGACAGCGUGUCCGAAGCACCGCCCGAGAUAGACACUGGGGAGAUUAAAGAGGAGCCCCUUCUGCCGAGCACAGACAAGCAGUCAGAGUCCGAGUCUGAGAACAGUCAGCGCUCGUCAACGGAUCGGGACUUCGAGAUCGUGGAACCGGGUGACGUCGAGCCCGACAGGGAUUCCAAUGCGUAGGUUCCGUACAUCUGUUGUGUGAUGCGAACGCACUGGGGCGCAGCAAGUUGAAAUCACUGGAUUUUUUUUUAAUUUUUUUUUUGUGCAACUCAGUAUGGCAAGCUGACGGCCCACCUGAUGAAGUACUAACCAAUGCUUAUAGCCAUGAAUAAUAAUAUUGUAAUAUUUGAAUAGAUUGAGAUUUUCGACGAACUUUUAAUGUUUUUGUUUUUUGCAAAUCGUUUAAAUAAAAUUGCCAAUUCCAUUGUAUUUUUUAUGUAAUCUCUAAGCCAGAUUCUCUCUAAUUUCGUUUUUCUGUUGCAUACGUUUACCAUCCUUUCUGAUAUUAAAUUGUUCGAUAUAUAAAAUGCAUUUAUUUACAAUAACCAUUUUAUUAAUUAAAAAAAAAAAACAAAAUCUUUUUUUUUGUCACUUUUAUUCAAAUUGAGAUUUAACGCAAGAAAAAGGGAUAAAAACAUUAAUGGAUAAGACACAUUUAUUAUAUAUUUAAAGUUUUUAUAUUUAUUUCUUAAUAUCGUCAUAGUCGUAGAAUACUGACGGAUCUAUAUAUGUAAUAUUUGUCAGAUCCGUCAGUAUUCUACGACUAUGACGAUAUAAGUUAUACUUGAUUGAAAUUUUAUUUAUUAUAUAUGAAAAUAAUACGCUGUGGUUUUAGUUUAUUUGCUCUCAAAACAGUAUUAUUUGUUGCUCUCCCAGUGCGUUCCAUAUCCAUAGACUGUAGAUUAGUAUAUUAUAUUAAUUGGAAGUAUUCCGAAUCAAGGGUAUUGUUGUUCUGGUGUUAAAUGUUUUUCGGUUGAAGCCUAGUACGAGUGGUUUAAAUAAAUCAUGGUUAGUGAAGUAAUCGUCUCAUAUACGCACUAAUGUUUAUAAUAAUUCAGCUAGACGUACAUUACACGCUAUGAAAAUGUACAAUUGAAUAUGGACCGUAACAAUUAUAUGGUAGGGCUGUGAUUUGUUUGAUUCCUUAAUUGCUUUUUCAAUCAUGAGUUUUUUUUUUUUUUUUAUAAAUUUUUACAGUAUAAUACAGUUUGUUAUUGUAUUAAUGACAUAUUCCCACACUGUGAAAAUACUGCGUGAUGUCUUUUCUGUUAUAUAUGUAUUGUAGAGAAUAACUGCCGUGAAAAAGUCUAUAUUAUUUGUCUCUUUUUAAUAAUACAUAGAAAAACUCAAAAAAAAAUUACUACGAAUGUAACUGGAAAUUGGUAACAGUGAUCUAUUAGCAAGUAUAAAUUUUAAAUUUAGUUUUUUUAAAUCUAAUUCAUCACGAUAUCAGCCGUUAACUGUCCAGUGCUGAACAUAAGCUUACCCCAUAAGAGGGGAGAAUUGCCAGUAGUUGCCAUUGUUGACAAGUGGGUUGGCAACCGCAGUUAGGAUCUAGUGUUAACUGUCUAACAGUGCUGAACAUAGGCUUACCCCAUAAGAGGCGAGAGUUGCCAGCAGUUGCCUUUUUUGGCAGGUGGGUUGGUUAAAACAUCACCAAAGCCUAAUCGCAGUUAGGCUUUGGUAAUGUUUUAAGAGAGACGCUGCUGCCCAUCCGCGACAAUUAAGUUCCCUUAGUCGCUUCUUACGAUACGCACAAGAAAGGAAGGGAUUAAAUCUAAUUACUUGUAUGUGAUUAAAAAUUAAUAUUUAUCGGUACCUUUAUAUUGUUACCUGUAUCCAAAUAAUGUUAAAAAUGUGAUUUAUUAAAAAAAAUGCUUAAUUAUGAAGCUCCAUGAAAUAUAAUCCAAGUCAUAAAUUAACAUAAAAAAUUAUUCUACUAAAAUUUACACAGGAAAUAGUAUUUGAUACGGUAACAAACUGUAUAAUACCAUCUUGAUAACUUGUUCUAUAAAGAAAAGAGUCCUUAUUUACGGUGCAGUUGUAAUUCCUAUGGCCAAAAUUACUGGAUAGUACUAUGGACCUCAGGCAUGGUAGCACAUGAGGGUUACUAUAGAAGUGUCUAUGGUCAUGUUCAUUUUUAUUGUCUAUGGUUAUCACUUUUCAUCAGGUAGACUGUCAGCUUGUUUGCCAUUCCAAGAUGUAUAAAAAAAAAUUAACCGGGAAGAUUUUGUUUUGGCUUUAUAUUAGUUCUUUAUUAUUUUUACAUAAUCCAUAUCUAUCUGGCUAAAUAAAGAAUAAAGGUAUGAUAUAUAAAAUCUAGAAUCUUGCCCUGUGUUUUCGAAUAUGCUCCAUAGACAAUUUUUAUGCAUAUUAUUUGUUUUGUUAUGUCCAAUAUGUUUAUUUUUUGUUUAUAUGGUGCUGCGGUUAUAGUUAGUGACUGCAUUGAAUAAUUCCAUGGAUUUUGGACUUUAAAUAUAUUUAAAAUUAAAUCUACUUGAGUUUAUAAUACCAAAUGAUUGGUUUGAGACAAUUAUAUUAAUCUCAAAAUCAGAUAUACAUAUAUGUGUUUGUAAGUAGAAAUUUGAUUUCUUUAUAUAAUCGUAUGUACUUAUUUUUUUAAUUUUAAAAUUAGCGUGUUUAUAAUUUAUUAUAGCGAUACCAUAUGAUAUUUUAUCGUCAUAACUCUAAUAUGCACCGAUAUUUAAAUGUCUCCAUACAAUUGCAUAUGUUUUGCUCUCCUAUUAUACUGUGACGGUAAAAUGGAACCAUAUCAUGCUGUGCUAAGUUAAAUUAUAAACAUCUCUAAUGGCAAAUGAGUUUUUUUUUUUAUUUUUUACGUCACAUACACAAGGGAAGUCCAAAAUUCUUUAUAUAAUAAUUUGUUAUGUUCAUAAAAUCGUUUAUAAAUUUUGUAGAUACGAAACGAAUAUAUUAUUUUAAUAUCUAUACACUAUAUUAGACUUGAAAAUUAUGUUAAAUGAAUUUCCGAUAAUAUUUUGCAUUCUGUAUUUGUAUAAAAUUGUACCUUAAAUUCAUAAUGAUAAGUAUUACAAUAUUAUCUGCAUUUUUCUCUCACUGGCCCGUACACGUGUAUAUCUGUGUUUGUAUUGUAAAUACAUACUCAUAACAAGAUCUUAUUGGUGUUAUUAAACAACGUGUAGGUAUUUAUGUCAAUCAACGGCAAUUCAAUAAAAACGAUACUCUUUUUAAA